Brachypodium distachyon (stiff brome) is the source of this 1876-nucleotide messenger RNA. RefSeq lists its product as uncharacterized. The record is from RefSeq and is a predicted model, not a curated record. The transcript has 3 exons. Lineage: Eukaryota; Viridiplantae; Streptophyta; Magnoliopsida; Poales; Poaceae. Bases 496 to 1317 code for a protein of 273 amino acids.
UUAGAAUGAUAUCGGUAAAUUUUACCGUGACUGGAGUGUUUUACUACUGUAAUUGCCCAUUCAAGGACAAGAACGCACUACCUAACACUUUGACCAUCUAUUUUGAUGAAACUAUGUUAAAUUAAAUAUACAUUGUAUAAAAUUCAUUUCAUCAUAGGUCUAGUAAUAUCAGUGUAAAGUUGCAAAUAUUGGUAUCCAUAUCGAUAUUUAUAAAAGAGGGAGUACUAAAACUAUCCUAUCUUAGGAUGCUUCUACUAUUGUUCAAAUAAAUCAGUACAGUUAAACAUAAUGGCGGGUGCAUAGAAGUAAUUGACAAAUGCAACAUUUUCAGCAUAUAAAUAUUCCAUUAACGUGGAGUAGCAUUCCCGAUGACUACUGCAAGGUUUCACUUCUGAUGCUGAGCUCAUUGUAGGAUGUUUAAGACCAGCAAUCGAGCGUGGCUGCCAGAGCAGUGAAGCCUUUAUUAAGUGACAAUUGCAAGCCUCUUCUCACAAAAUGCAUCCUAGCACACUUGGGCAAUACGUGAGUUCGUCAGAGGAGGAGGAGGAGGAGGAGUAUGAAGAUGACGGCCAUGAAUUAAUGGUUGCUACGGCGGCCAUAGUUUUGGACGCAAACAUGCGGUUCAAUGCUCGACGCCGUGGUGGUUCUGUGCCGGGUCGUCAGGUAAUUAACCGCGAUAGGGUAGCUGGGCAUGGUAGAUUAUUUGAAGACUACUUCGCGCAGCAUCCUGUCUAUGGCUCCUCGUAUUUUCGCCGAAGGUUUCGAAUGCCUCGGCCGUUGUUUCUUCGCAUAGUGAAAGCUGUGCGGGAACACGAUAGCUAUUUUGUGCAGAAAAGAAAUGCUGCUGAAAAACUUGGGUUAUCAUCUCUUCAGAAGGCUACUGCAGUGUUUCGAAUGUUGACUUAUGGUGUAGCUGCAGAUGCUACAUAUGAGUACGUUCGGAUUGGAAAAAGUACUGCUUUAGAUAGUAUGAAAGCAUUUGUUAGAGCUGUUAUUGAAGUUUUCGGAGAUGAGUAUCUUAGAUCUCCAAAUGAUGCCGAUACUGCUAGAUUGCUUGCAAUUGGAGAGAGCAGAGGGUUCCCUGGAAUGCUAGGGAGCAUCGAUUGCAUGCAUUGGGGGUGGAAAAAUUGCCCUUCCUCAUGGCAAGGUAUGUAUACUGGCCAUGUGCGCGAGCCCACAAUCAUUCUAGAAGCUGUUGCUUCACAGGAUCUUUGGAUUUGGCAUGCCUUCUUUGGUUUACCAGGCUCUCUUAAUGACAUCAAUGUUCUUCACCGUUCCCCUAUCUUCACAAGGCUAGCAGAAGGGCAAGCUCCAUAAGUUAAUUAUACAGUAAAUGGUAACAAUUAUACAAUGGAGUACUACCUUGCCGAUGGCAUAUACCCGCAGUGGACAACAUUGGUUAAGACAAUACCCUCUCCACUAGGGCAGAAGAAUAAAUAUUUUGCAAAAUGUCAAGAAGCACAUAGGAAGGAUGUGGAGCGAGCAUUUGGAGUUCUUCAAGCUCGUUUUGCAAUUGUUCGUGGACCAGCAAGACUGUGGGAUGAAGAAGUACUCCAUGAUAUCAUCACAGCUUGUGUUAUCAUGCAUAACAUGAUAGUUGAAGACGAGCGAGACGAAGGUCCACAAGACUACAAUUACGACAACAUGGGAGAAAAGGUUAUUCCCUCUCAUGCACAGACGGCUGAAUUCUCGAACUUCAUUCAGAAUCAUCUUGACAUCCGCAACGCACAAGUCCACUCUCAACUGAAAGAUGACCUGGUUGAGUAUCUCUGGCAAAUUUAUGGGGCAAUGUAGUGUGCAAUUUACCUAGUCGUAUGUAGUUAGAGUUAGGAUCUAAGUCGGAAAGGUUUUGUCCCGAAGAAGAUUACCCUGCCGA